AUGGCGCUUUGUCAUUUAUUGCAACGCAAAGAUCCCAGCUUUCAGUCUCCCGCGAAGAUUUUUGCGAGGCUGAAAGCUAAAGUUCAGAAAGAGGCGGAGGGCGACAAGGAGCUGAUGCGGAAGGUUGGAGAGCAAUACGGACAUGGAGUCAAAGCAGGGGAUGUCAGCAGGGCCGACGGACCGGGAUUUAACCGGGACCCCGCGGGGUUCUGCUGGUCCGAAAAGAUGACGGAGAAGAACAAGUUUGCUUCCUGUCAAACUCCAGCGCAGGCGGUAACUCUGUCGCCGAUCUCCAGCCCCGAGGAAACAGUCGACUAUCCGAUUGGCCGCGUCCCUCUGCAGCAAGUAUCCCCACUUAAAGACAGAUUUCGUGGGUUCACACGGAGAAACAGAGUCCUGAUGGAGUCCACAUCUGUGUCCCAACUUCCGUCUGGGGUCUUCAGAGAUCAGAGCCCAGAUGAUUUCAGUAGGAUCCAACCCGCAGGGACUUGCGGGAGGAGUGAGUUCAGUAUGGAAGCUCGUUCUCUCAAUCCCAGAUCUCCAUGCUGCGGCUUUUCCCCCAUAAAGAACAGGCUGAGGAAGAGGAAACUGGAUCUGAAUGACACCGAGGACUCAGGUCCACUAAAAGCCAGGAGAAGACCUGCUGCCUUUGGGGACAGCGUUAAGAGCAACCCCUGCAGACCGGGUUGGGGUAAUCUUAAAAUAUUCCCAGAACCAAAAGAACCAGGAUCCAUUGGACUCAAACGUCCAGCUGUUAUUCUGGAUACACGCCCCAGAAUGUCUCCCGCCAAGAUGUUUGCUGUGAUGAAGGAAAGGGAAAGAAGAAGGGAACGUCAGCAGAUGGAAACCUGCAGCAGAAGGGAUUCCUUUGCAGGGAACGAGAGGAACUUGCAGGAGUCUAGCGACACUGAUGUCUCCUCAAAUCAUCACAUGGAGCACAUGCAGGACGUUCGCUCAGUGAAUACUGCUGUGAACCAGAACCAAGCAGAGUCACCAGAGAGUCGGUCAGAAACCUCGCAGGAUACUCCGAUCCCUGCUUCGCGCUCCCCUACUGUUUUACUGGAGGACCCGCUGGUGCUCAACACUCCACGAAUCUCCAUACCGAAGAAAGACGAGGCGGUGUUCAGACGCAACGUUUGGCCCAAGCAGAAGAAAUUCCCACUCGAGAAUGUGAUUCAUCUCAGGAACUGGUUCCUGAGGAGGAAUCAUAAGGGUUUGUUUGUGGACGGGAUUCACGUAGAGGAGAACAUUCAGUGGAACAGCAACAUCAUCACCGAGCGGAUCUCCAGAUUGGUGCUGAAGACCGUCUCCGGCAGGGUGUACAUCCUACAGGGACAGAUGAACAUCAAACUCGCCUCUAGUUUUCCAAUGAAGUUCCUGAAGAAGUUUGUGAAUGGCUUCCCUUCAAACUGGAAGGCGAUUUAUGAGACGUUUCUGUUAGAGUCGAAAGAGCAGGCAGAGAAGAACAAGGAUGCCGCCAUUUUGUCUAAGAAUGAAUCCCAGCUCCCUUCCAGGCAUCAGCCUGUGAGGCAGCAGAGACGAAAAUCUGUAAAAACACCCGAGACGCUUCCUCCUCCCUCCUCCCUCAACGUGUCUCGAAGCGGCCGCGUGAUCAAGCCUCCUCUGAAGUACUGGAAAGGAGGAAGAGUAAUCCUAGACGCUCAUAUGAACGUUACCAUCUACGAGAAUUACGAGACAACCGGCCCUCUAAUCCACGGCCUUUUUCCACGCAGGGUGAGUUCGGAGCGCAGGAAGGAGAAAUCGAGGGACGCGGCGCGAUGCCGUCGCGGGAAGGAGUCGGAGGUUUUCUACGAGUUGGCCAAGCAGCUGCCCAUCCCCCACAGCACCAGCUCCAACCUGGACAAGGCCUCCGUCAUGAGGCUGACCAUCAGCUACCUGCGCAUGCAGAAUCUGCUCUGCAUCGAUGAGCCAGUGGCAGAGGAGACGACAGAACUGGACAUCCAGCUAAGCGGCUCCUACCUGAAGGCCUUAGACGGCUUCCUGGUGGUUCUGUCUGAAGACGGAGAUAUGAUCUACAUCUCAGAAAACGUCAACAAGUGCCUCGGCCUGGCACAGUUUGACCUGAUUGGACACAGCGUGUUUGACUUCACGCAUCCCUGCGACCAGGAGGAGCUGAGAGAGAUGCUGGUCUACAGAAGCGGCUCCAAGAAAGUCAAGGAACCGAGUACAGAGCGCAGCUUCUUUCUGCGGAUGAAAUGCACACUGACGAGCCGGGGCCGCACCGUCAACGUAAAGUCCGCCACAUGGAAGGUGCUGCAUUGUUCGGGUCACGUUCGCGUUCACAGCAGCGAGCAGAGCGCCGACGGCCACAAGGAGCCGCCGGUCCCAUACCUGGUUCUGAUCUGCGACCCGAUCCCUCACCCCUCCAACAUCGAGGUUCCUCUGGACACCAAGACCUUCCUCAGCCGCCACACCAUGGACAUGAAGUUCACAUACUGUGACGAGAGGAUCACUGAGCUCAUGGGUUACGAUCCAGAGGACCUGCUGGACCGUUCUGUGUACGAGUACUACCACGCUCUGGACUCAGACUAUCUCACAAAGACUCACCAUCACUUGUUUGCGAAGGGCCAGGUCACCACAGGUCAGUACCGGAUGCUGGCGAAAAGAGGCGGCUUUGUGUGGGUCGAAACUCAGGCCACUGUCAUCUACAACAACAAGAACUCGCAGCCUCAGUGCGUCGUCUGCGUCAACUUUGUGCUCAGCGGGAUCCAGGAGGAGAAACUGAUCCUUUCUUUGGAGCAGACACAGGAGAUGAAGCCGGUGAAGAAAGAGGAGGAGGAGGAGCAGAAGGAUGAAGUCAAGGCUGAAGUGAAGAAGAGCGAAGCCGUCCGAGCGGACGAUGAGGAAGAGGAGGAGACCCCGGAGCAGAAGCUGCACCUAAACUUCCAGGAUCUGGUGAUUAAGAAGCAAGAGCAGGAUUGUCUUUACAACCUGCUGAAGGGGCAUCCAGACGCCCUGAUGCUGCUGGCGCCGGCAGCCGGGGACACCAUCAUCUCCCUGGACUUCAGCCGCCCUGGCUCAGAGUCAGAGAUUCACCUGGUGAAGGACAUUCCUCUCUACAACGACGUGAUGCUGCCCUCCUCAGGCGACAAGCUGCCGCUGCCUCUGUCUCCUCUGGCGCCCACCGAGCCGCUGGAGCCCGCCAGCAGCUCCGCUGAGGAGGCAAAACCUGACAGCUUUGCUCCAGCUCUGUCCUCUAAACCCCCCAACAAACCCUCAGAAGUUGACAAUCCUCUGGGCUUCUCUUUCCCCAUGGACACAGAAAUGAACUCUGACUUUAAACUGGACCUGGUGGAGAAGCUGUUUGCCAUCGACCCAGAGCCCAAAACUCCCUUCAAUACGGAGGGGAUGGAGGACUCUGAGCUGGAGAUGUUUGCUCCGUACAUCUCCAUGGAUGACGACUUCCAGCUGCCCUGCCUCGGCCCUGACGAGCCUCUGUCUUGUGGACCAGUCAAAGCCCUGGAGAGCUGCCCGGUCCUCGUCACGCUGGACGUCCACAGCCAUCCCAGCUCUCCGUUCAGCGCGCCGGAGAGCUGCCCGGCUUCUCCGGCUCCACCGGAACCCGUCGGCACGCCCCCUCCUGCCACUGUGGCGGCAAACAGGGUCGCACAGCCGGAGAAAGAGGUUCCUCUCAGAAAUCUGGCUGCUCAGAACAUCCAGCGGAAAAGAAAGCUGAGCGAACUGAAGGAGAUCAUUGAACAGGGAUCUUUGACCCAAGAGCAGCCUGAGAAGGGCAAAAAGCUGAAGGCGACAGAGCUGGGAGCAACCAGGACCAUUCUUCUUCUGCCUUCAGAUCUGGCCAGCCGACUGCUGGGCACCACCUCGGACGGCGGCGGCUCCCUCGUCUCGCUGCCGCAGCUCACCAGCUACGACUGCGAGGUGAACGCCCCCUUGCAGGGCCGCCAGUACCUGCUGCAGGGGGAGGAGCUUCUGCGCGCUCUGGACCACGUCAUCUGAGUCAGGACUCCACUUCUGGACUAGACUGGACACUACAAUUAUGCCCUCACAUUGUGACUCUUCUUUUUGCCCUUUGACCCCCACUGCCAUUUAUUUAUGUAUCUGUUGGAGUUUGACUUUAGUCCGGCUGCUGUUUGUGCACCUUAUGUGAUUUUUGCAGCAUUCCACGGCGACAGCAGCAUCUUGGUUUCAGUUCGAGGGAUUGUCAGACGUCAACUCGCUCUCAUUUCUUCCUCCUCUCCUCUUCCUCUUCCUCCGGGGAGUCUCUCCACACAUGGCGCCUUCACUGAUGACCCCUCUCCAGCGGGUCACCACAGAGCCUGGCGUUACUGCCAGCAGUGUAUUGUAAGCUUCAGUCGCACAACUUAUAUUUUCUUAAAAA
Xiphophorus hellerii (green swordtail) is the source of this 4360-nucleotide messenger RNA. RefSeq names its product hypoxia-inducible factor 1-alpha-like. Gene Ontology annotation, biological process: regulation of transcription by RNA polymerase II; cellular response to hypoxia. The record is from RefSeq and is a predicted model, not a curated record. Lineage: Eukaryota; Metazoa; Chordata; Actinopteri; Cyprinodontiformes; Poeciliidae. The transcript has 22 exons. The coding region runs from base 1 to 3978 and encodes 1325 amino acids. Gene Ontology annotation, molecular function: DNA-binding transcription factor activity, RNA polymerase II-specific; RNA polymerase II transcription regulatory region sequence-specific DNA binding; protein dimerization activity.